AUGCAAAAGAAUACAAGACAAGAAACAUAUAAAAUCGUUAAGACUCGCCCCCCUAAAAGGCAAGGCAAACUUAACUUUAGCAUCAAUUCAGGUGUUUUUACCUGCUCUGAAUGCAAAAAAGAGUUCGAAAAGCCUUGGUUACUGAAAAGGCAUUCGAAGGUUCACCAUAUAAGUAAUCAAAUGGCAACCAAUACUGUACUCAACAAACCCGAGCAGGUCGAAUUGAUAGUCGAGAACACUAUUCUGGAUGCUAAUGCAUUUGAUUACUUGAGUGACGAAGAUGACUCCUCCAGUAUUGGGGAUGAAGAAGACAAUAUUGUAGACGAGGAAAACGAUAUUGUCAAUAAUUUCUUUGAUAUUGAAAUGAACAGUAAUCCAGUUUUCAACGCGUUCUCUGACAUGUUUUCUUCUGCUGCUGCUGCUGAUGAGGUAUCAAUGACUGAUGAUGACUCUGAGAUCCCGGAAGAAGUCUUUGAGACAAUUGGCACUGUAAAUGACUCUACAAGCUGUUAUCCUUUUUGCGAUCUUCAAACUAUGACCCUUUUUGCUUUUAUCAAUGGGGAUAAUGACAUGAUCUCCCAGCAAAUGUUGAAGAAGAUACUGCUUGCGAUGAACUUGAUCAUUAAGAUUCAGCAAGAAACUCUCAUAGGAAGAACAUUUAAGUUACCUUGUUUGGAUGCUCUUUUAAAUUAUCAGGCAAGAAAGAAGUCCAAGAUGCCUGUCUUUCCUUCACAAAGAAUAUCAGUAUCUGGAUCAAACUGGAACGCAUUUACCCACAUUAACCUUCCAUCCAACCACUUGAGAUUUCUUAUGGCAAACCCAAAGAAAUACAAGUUGAUCUCGUCCAUGCCCGAUCGUACCCCAAACCAAUUAAUCUGUUUGGAACAAGGUGAAAAGUGGAGAACACACCAUCUCUUUCAGCAGCCUAUGCACACUGUAAAUGGUAUAGAUAUCUGGUUUGGAAACAUCAUUUACUUGAAGACAAACGAUUGCAGCAUCUGCUUUUUGGUUGAAUCAUUCCACAUGGCAAAUAAAAACAUUUUUGCAAGAGGGUAUCUGAUCAGAGCGAUUUCGAUUAUAUGCUAUGGAGUUGAGGUUGCUGUUACCAAUCUUAGAGUAGAGCAGAUCUCUCACGUUGACACCACUCCUGUUGAAAGAGAUCACUACUAUAGUAUCUCAAGUAGCCUUACCAGAUUGAGUCCUGCUCAUGACUUUCUUCUUUUUGGAGUUCAUCCAAUGAAGAAGCCUAUGCCUCUUUCUGUUUUGCCAGGUAAUGUAGAUUGCGAUGCAGUAUUUUACAAAGUUAGGAUUGUUUCAAUCAUCCUUUUUACAGAUGACACUUCUGGCAAUCGUUCAAAGCAGUACAAUCCGUUUGAAAGCUGGUUAAUGAGAUGCGCUGCCUUGCCUUUUAAGGAUCGAAAUUCGAUAGCAAACAUCCAGUUUCUUUCUACAAUCCCUAAGAAAGAUGGUGCAAAUGGUAUGUCUCUUCUGCCAGCAAUCGUUGAUGACUUUAAGAAACUUGAGAAAGGUGUAAAAAUGUUCUCUGCUGAAGACAAUGAGUAUGUUCUGGUUGUUGCUCCCAUCCUUUGGAUUGAGACUGACAUGCCAUGUCAUUUGGAACUUUGCGGAUUGCUUGGGCCGCCCACCACAUUUCCUUGCAGAAGAUGCUACAUCGAACUUAGACAUGCAAAAGACUUUGUGAAGGACUUGUCCUACUUCUGUGAGUGCCAUGAGAGACGAACUCAAGAGCACUAUGUUCUUGCGAACUCGUCACCUGGCAGAGACACUGAGAUCCCAAAUGCUCCGAAAAUUGGAAUGAACACGCCUGCAAACAAGAUAAGCUUUAGAGAUUGUUUGACUGGCUGCUUAUUAGAAUUGCAGUCGUUUGAUCCAGAAAAGAAUACACCAGUCGAAAUCCUCCACACAAUACUUCUUGGUGUUGCAAAGUAUAUGGUGAUUGACUUGGUUAAGGUCGUGCUUAAGAAUGACACAGCCACAAUAGCAAGACUUUCAGAAUUCUUGACAGAUUACACUAGAGAUUUCAAGGUUCUGCUUCAAAUACUUCCUGUAAUUCUGAUUACAGAAUUCUCUGGAAAUCAUGAGCUAGACCUUGUAAUACCAUGCUUUGUUGAACUUGGCCGAUUGUGUUCUCUGGUAUUCGUUUGUCAGGUGACAUCAGACUUUGAUAACUAUAUUAUCAGAGUAGAUAAUGCAGUGAAGCGCUUGAUCAGAGCAUUGUUUGACUACAAUAAAGAAACCAAGAAUGAGCUCCACAAGGCAUAUUGCACCAAGCCGAAAGGCGAACAGUUCAAUAAGCACAUUCGCAAACAUCUGUUUCAUACGAAUUGCCAAAACACUUCCAGGGAUGUUUGCCUAAAGUUUGCAAAGCAGGUAGCAUUGCAACAUGUAAUUGAUGGCGGGUCGUGGAUUAAUAGCUUUGGCAACCAAGAGAAGUCUGGAACUGGAAUAGAGAGGUUCAUUAAGGACAACAAUGAAUCUUUGUUCUAUUACACCUUCUUUGGCGGCUCGAGAGAGCUAAAGGACAACAACAACACUGGAGAUAUUGAAGAUGACGCCAUCCAAAACAACAGUUUUGGCGCGUUUGUUUUUAAAGAUGAUCCAAUCUCUCGCCCUCGUAUAGGACUUGUCUCAGGCUCUGUUGUUAAGUUUCUUAGCAUUGUUCCUCGUACGGAUAAUGACAGAAACAAUAACUAUGCCAAGGCUGUAAUGACAGGUGAGCAUUCUGAUGUUGCUAACAUGAAUCUUGUCUUGAAAUUAUUGAGGGACCACUGUACAUCUCUUGGCACACCAACACCAGGAGGACCCUGUAGGAGCAGAACUGCUUCUAUGUCUGUGUUGUCUUCUGAGCUCAUCUCAGCAGAAGAGAUUGUUGAUGGCCUUGAGUACAUGAUCUCAUACAAGUUGUGGUAA
Phycomyces blakesleeanus NRRL 1555(-) is the source of this 2931-nucleotide messenger RNA. RefSeq names its product C2H2-type zinc finger transcription factor. The coding region runs from base 1 to 2931 and encodes 976 amino acids. NCBI's taxonomy places the organism in Eukaryota, Fungi, Mucoromycota, Mucoromycetes, Mucorales, Phycomycetaceae. The record is from RefSeq and is a predicted model, not a curated record. The transcript has 4 exons.